Molecule: messenger RNA, 351 nt
Organism: Microthlaspi erraticum
Lineage: Eukaryota; Viridiplantae; Streptophyta; Magnoliopsida; Brassicales; Brassicaceae
Source: the annotation of a GenBank genome assembly
AUGAACGGCGACAACUCAGAGAUUGUGAGAGGCCACAAAGCUAAACCUUGUGUCCGAUCACCACUCGCGGCCAAGGCGCUAGCGAUUAGAGAAGCCCUCCUCUAUGCAAAAGCUCACGAUUGGAACAACUUAUGCCUCAAAUCGGACUCGCAAACGCUCAUCAGAGCCAUCAUCAAUCGAGAAAAGGUAGCUGAGAUCUAUGGAAUCCUACAAGAUAUCCACCAGCUAGCCUCGACUUUCACCUCGAUUUCGUUCUUCUUUAUGCAGAGAUCGAACGAUUUAGUUGCUGAUUCUUUCGCAAAAUUUGCAUUAUCGCACUUUGUUUCUAAUGCCAUUGAAACCACUGUUUAA